AUGACAACACUUACCAGACACGACCUCGAAGUUCUCGAGAAAAUAAAGGAUCCUGAGUCGGGUCCUUCAAAUCCCCUCCUUAUCGAUGAUUCGCUUCCCAAAGACCCGCAUAUCAUCGAUCUUUCUACAUAUCAAGAAAUUGCGCAACGAGAACGAGAUAUCAUUCUCUCGAUGCAAGAUGUAGAACUUCAGAUGGCCGGGUUAAAGCCUCUUGCUGGACCCUCGCCGUUAUCUCAAUAUCACGAUUGCCUCCAGAGCUUGAAUGAUUUGAUUGAGGAAUGUCCUAAUUAUGCCAGUGCGAGGAACAAUAGAGCACAAGCAUUACGACGAAUGUAUGGCGAUUUGAUGUUGGUGAAGAGAUCCUCUAGCAAAGGAUCUGGAACUGAUGUAAACGAACCUUUGGAUACAGAAGCAUCUGAACCUACCAUAAAACUUGCAUCAUUCAACGCCUUAUCCGAUCUUGAUAAAGCGAUUUCACUGUUGGCUCCAAAGACGCCUUGGGCAUCAAUAUCUCCUCGAGCGGCAAAGACACUCUCCCAAGCAUUAACGCAACGAGGUGCUUUAUAUCAUCUAUCAGCUAAACAGCUUUCUUCUGAUACUGAAUCGAGUGUCAGAAUUGAUGAGCGGAGAAGGGAGGCGAAGUGGAAGACGAUAGAAUUUGAAGAGGCAGCAUCAAGAGAUUUCAUGACAGGUGGAAGAUAUGGUAAUGAGAUUGCAAAGGCACUAGCAGUGAGUGCGAAUCCGACGGCAAAGCUUUGUGGAGACAUGGUCAGGCAGGCAAUGAAGAGAGAGAUGGGUGGCGGUGAAAAUUGA
This is a messenger RNA of Botrytis byssoidea, 813 nucleotides long. RefSeq lists its product as uncharacterized. Bases 1 to 813 code for a protein of 270 amino acids. The record is from RefSeq and is a predicted model, not a curated record. The transcript has a single exon. Gene Ontology annotation, biological process: cilium assembly. NCBI's taxonomy places the organism in Eukaryota, Fungi, Ascomycota, Leotiomycetes, Helotiales, Sclerotiniaceae.